AAAAGGUAAAAAAACUAAAUCUUUAACAACCAUGGAAUACUAUGAGAAAGACAUUUAGUGAAUUCUGUUCUUGGACAUGGGGGCUGCAUGACAGUUUUUUGAUGGACGGGGGCUUUCCAACACAAAGGAUCAUUAGUAAGGCUGGUCCUGCUGGAGGUUGGUUGGAGCACAAGGACCACUUCCUUAGGAGUGAUGUAUAUACAGCAGUCAAAGACACUGGAUCUGCUGAGACAAUCCUAAUUUCAAAUACUCAGUUCCAUGUGGCCAUAAAUACCCAAGUGUUUAUCAGACUAACACUUGGGUAUUUUGUUCAGAAAGUCUAGUCUCUGUUGAAGUAAGUCAAGAGCCUGGUAGGAAGCAGAAUGUGUUGAGGGACACAAAACUAGGUUGAUGGAUAAAGACGUGAAAGGAAGGGACCGUCAUGUCCAACCUCGGUGCCAUGAAUCAAAAAAACAGUUUAUAAACUGCCUAAAGAGGCACACGCCAAUUGUGUUGCCACUGUGUGAGGUGGAAGGAACUUCUGGUUCUUGCCUACCUGCCAGAGCCCUCGUGAAAUGUCCCCCCACCCCACCCCACCAAGACCCAUGUGCCCUCUGCCCCUCCCCCACUGCAGAAAGUUUCAGCCCACAUUCUACUAUUUAGAUUCAAACUUGUCCCUCCUUUACUUGGAUCCUGAGCAACUGCUGAAGCAGGUCACUCUCUGGGUCCUGGUCUUGACUUUUCUCAUUGAGGCUACCAGGCAGCAGUAGUCCGUGCCCAAGCCUGCAUGAUGGCUUCAGAAGAAGGUAAGCCUAUAGGUUGGGGGUGUGUUUUCAGAGACCCUGCCAUCUCUCACAUCCUUCGGGUUCACAUGUGACACUUCACUGUGGGCACAUAGUUGGACUGAAGUAGAGGGAGAAGAGAGCACUGAACACAAGCACAUUUCAGCUGGGGAGACUAGGGAGCCUGAAGAAACCUGAGACUGCACUGGGGAGGAGGGGUCAUUGGAGGUGGAUCAAGAGGAAUUGCCCUGGCUAUGGAGAAAGGAUGGCAGCAAGGAUGACAGGUUGAUUCCCCACGAUGCCUUUGGUGGCUAAUGGUGGCCGUGGACCCAGUGCCCCUGGGGCUUGCAACCUCACUGUCCAAGUCAGGUCACAAGGGAGUCCAGUGGAGGCCCCCCAGACUCAGACCUUUAUCGUUACUCAAGGCCCCCUCACCUGGAGUACUCCAGGGGCCCUCAGCGGGAGUGCUGCAUGUCCUGCAUCCGUAUUCUUAGCAACCCCUGUGAUGGAGACCAUUGUGACUGCUCCAGCUGUUGGAGUUACUCAGGCUGGCAAGGGAGGCUGGACCCCAGGCUUUCCUCCUCAAGCUCCACCACUAGCUGCCCAGCUGGCCCCUAUCAUUCGCCCAGUGAACUAUGGGCCUUGGCCACAUGGCACUUCCAGGCAGGGCAGCCUGGCCACCAACCAGUCCUACGCCUCACACGGUGACUGCUCUAACCCCCAGAGCGUGUACAGUAACUUCCGAGGUUGGCAGCGCCUCAAACCACUGGCCUGGAGACACCUUCCCCAGAGUCCUGAUGCAGAAGCUCUUUCCUGCUUUCUCAUCCCAGUGCUUUGAUCCCUGGCCCGCUUGAAGCCCACCAUGACGCUGGAGGAGGCACUGUGCAGGGCUGUACAGGAAUGGCAGUGCAGAAGCAACUUUGACCGGAUGAUCUACUACGAGAUGGCGGAAAAGUUCAUGGAAUUUGAGGCCAAGGAGGAGAUGCAGAUUCAGAAGUUGUAGUGGAUGCAGUGUGCGCAGGACCUGCCUCCUCCAGCCCCACCGAAGCUGGAUCCUCGGGGCCCCCCAGCCCCGAAAGUGGGCCUUCAGCCAGGCACCCAGGUUCCCACUGGAGUUGAAUGCACAGGACGCUGGAGGGCCCAGCCCUCCCGCCCAAAGCCACACAGGUCCCAGUGGCCCCCAGAGCCCAAGGCACCCAAGGAGAUUCCCCCUGAGGCUGUGAGGGAGUAUAUGGACAUCACAGAGGCGCUGGUGGGGCCCGUCCACUCAGCCACAGGCGAGUCAGAUGCAGAAGGUGGAGAGGACGGAAAUGAGCUGAAGCAGGAAGAGGACGGCACCUACUCGGACCCGGGCCUCUUGAGCUACAUUGACAAGCUGUGUUCCCAGGAGGACUUUGUCACCAAGGUGGAGGCAGUCAUUCACCCUCGAUUCCUGGCAGAAUUGCUUUCCCCAGACCCACAGCUGGAUCUCUUGGACCUAGUGGAGGAGCUGGAGCAGGAGGAAGGGCUCACUCCCGAAGAAGUGAGCCAGAGGAGGGAGAGGGACACUCAGGGAGCCAGGGGACCCCACAGGAGGGGGACCCCAGUCACUGUCCGUCACUGUCCUCCUCCCUCCUACCAGCUGAUGCAGAAACAACUCCUGGCCUUGAAAGAGGAUGAGGGUGUGCGGGCAGCCCCGAGUCACAGUGCACCCGGAAUGGGCUCAAGUCCUUCUGAGUCCGACACUGGCCAAGGUGCCCAGAGGCACGACCAAGACCCCCAUCUAGGGGUCAGUGAUGAAGCCUGCCCACCAGAGAUUGAUUCUGAGGCUCCUCAUAGGCUCAUCCAAAGAGACACUGGCCUGUGCAGGCCCAAAGACUUUGUUUCCUCUCGAGGACGUCAGGAGGUCUCUCCAUCCCCUCCCCAGGGUCAAAGGCACGCUGGCCCUCUACGGGGACCCAGGGAUGCGUCUAUGCUCAGAGAGGCCUCUCCUGUUCGGGAGGCCCGAGGGCCCAGGGACGGGUCCGGUGAGGACGAGGAGGAGCUCCCCAGCCUGGCCUUCCUCUUCGGCUCCUGCUGGGUGUCCCAGAGUCCUGCCCAUGCCUCAGGCCUGGCCUCCCCUGGAGGUUGGGGGGCCCAGAGUGCUCCCCAUGCCCCCUCCCCUCAGAGAAGAGGCCUCAGCCCAGCUCCACCAGCCGCUCCCAAGUCAAGGAAGCAGGCUCUGUUUGGACACCCAGCCACUGCUGAGAAGCUGCCCAUCCCCGGGGCUGGCCUCCGGGUGUCUGGGAGGCCAGCCUUGGCUCUGGGGCCGGCUCUCCCCUCACAGCCAAGAAAGAGAAAGCGUGACCCGUGUGUCACAGAGAAGAGUAGGAAGAGGAGAAGCAGCACUGCAGCCAGUAGGGAACAGCUGGGCCGGCCCUCCAGGGCGGCUCCCAGGGGAGCCUAGGGGCUCCCUGUCAUCCCAGUGCUGAUCCUAGAUGA
This is a messenger RNA of Aethalodelphis obliquidens (Pacific white-sided dolphin), 3221 nucleotides long. RefSeq names its product NUT family member 2G-like. The record is from RefSeq and is a predicted model, not a curated record. NCBI's taxonomy places the organism in Eukaryota, Metazoa, Chordata, Mammalia, Artiodactyla, Delphinidae.